CAGAAAGCCCAAAAGUCCCAACUUCUGCAGAGGUGACCAGAGUUUGCCCUGUGAUCAGACCUAUGCUGUGGAGGAAGGAAACUGUCCUGUGCACACCUCUGGAUGAUGUGUGUGAAACACUGCAUUUCUUGGACAGUCCAUUGAGUCCAUUUUCCCUGCCAGAAGCCUCGGAGACAUCAGGUGUGAACUGCUUGCCCACAAUCCAUCACCUGACCAGACAAAGAGAUGUGUCCAUGUGGUCACUCAUGAGAGGACAGACAUGGACACAGCACUACUGCACGUGGCCUUUGGGAACAGACAGCUUGGUGACAGCUUGGGGAGCUGGAAACCUGUUUGAUAUGACUGAAAAGACAAGUGUUCAUGCAUAAAAUAGCAGGGUGAAGGAAAGUGGGCAGUCCUAAAGAGAACCCCUCCACCCCCCAAAAGAGGAAAGCACUACAUAAAGGAUUGCAAGGUGUUUUUUCUGUGCUGUACCUAAAGGACUGUCACAGCUGCUCUUCCCUGCUAUUGCCAUCUUUUUUUUUUCUAAUGGAGCUGAUCCUGACUUAAUUUCAAAGCCUUUUUUGUACAGACAUCAUAUUUUCUGAACUUUAAAUGCCUACCUGCCUCCUGACAUUGCAAAAGGAAAGUGUACACGUUGAAAACCUAGUUAUGUCAGAGAGAAAUUUUUAACUGCACUCUCCAGGUUCCAGUGCCAUCAUUUUCACUGCAGCAGUGGAGAUUAAACAGAUAUCAGACAGAAAUAUUUCCUCUCAGCAAAAGAAGGUGCCUGCAACUUCUAUAGCUGUGACCCCUCAAGAAAUCCUGCCAUAAAUGAACAACUCAUCAUGUCUUCAGCCAUCUCCAGCUACCACCGUAGCUCUCCCCAUCCUCUACUCCUGCCUGUUUCCCGCUGGAAUUUUUGGGAACCUUCUGAGUGCCUGGAUAUUUUCACGGAAAGCGCCCAUCCGAAGGACUCAGUACAUUUACCUGGCCAACCUGGUGACUGCAAAUCUGCUGGUUUGCAGCACCAUGCCCUUCCUGGCCGCCUACUUCGCGGAGGGGCACCGCUGGCCCUACGAGUCGGCGGCGUGCAGGGUCGCCCAUCACCUGGGGACGCUGGUGAUUCACGUCAGCAUGUACGUGACCAUCACCAUCCUGUGCUCCACUGCCCUCAGCCAGUAUGCCACCCUGAAGAAGAACUGUGGCCCACAAGACUCCCCAGCUCUGCCAGGAACCCUCCACGGGCGCCUGCUGCACGAGUUCCGACGGCCAAAGUUCGCUAAAUAUUUGUGCCUUGUUAUCUGGCUGAUUGUGCUCUGCAUUACAGUCACAGCCAUCACCUACAACGUCCAGGAGAGGGUUUCAGGAGAGUUUCCCACGUGCUACAACAUCAAGGUAGAAGCUGGUGAACGUCCUGCAAUGAUUGCAGCUUAUCUUGCCACUGUGUGCUUCUUUCUGGCUUUUAUGACCGUUUUGUGGUCGUACUAUUCUCUUACCAGACAUCUGAGCAGAAUACAAAAAAACACCUGUAUUGGAGAAAAACAUCUUAUUUACAGAACAGUGAAAAGAAACAUUCUUAUCAUCCAGAUGAUAUUAACUGUCUGUUUUCUUCCAUACCAUAUUUUUAGGCCAAUUUUCUAUGUAUUGCUUACAGAAUACGACUGUCCAAGGUUAAAUUAUCUAGUAGAAAUUAAAAAUGUUCUUACUUGUCUAGCUGCUACUAAAAGCAGUUUAGAUCCAGUUAUAACCCUUCUGUUAGAUAAAACAUUUAAGAAAAGUCUUUAUGGCCUGUUUACAAAAUCCACACCAGAACAUCAAAAACGUAAUGAUGAUAUUUUCACUUAAAUGGGAAGGAAUACGGAAAGAUUUUCUCAUAGACUACAAAUAAUAAUAAACUAAUUUUAACUACCUUUAGGCAGGCUUUGAUAUAAAAUGACAAAUAUUUAAAUAAAAUGGUAACAUAUUGUAUUUCUUUCCAAAUCAUCUUGCUUGUUGCAUCAAUAUUGGCCCUAAUAAAUCCAAUGUGUAUUUCCAGAUGAAUCCAAGGAGUUUGUAGAGUGAACAGUGUAAUACCCACUCAUCCAUGUAAUACAAAAGAUGUUUUACAUUUGACCUAUGGACAGUUCCUUUUACCUAAAAUGUCAAGGAAGAAGGCAAAAACUAGGCUGAAGUUGAGGACCCAGCUCUCUCUUGUUAUCAGCAAGAGUUUUGGACACAGGUUUCCUUUACAAGAAGGUUGAACAAAGCACAGACACUUUCCUUGGGAUGGGUGAACCACAACUGUGCUACACAUCCAACAGCCAAGUAACCACAGCAAGGCAGAACUGAUCAGUCAAAGCUUUCCAGAUGGCAAAGUGCUGCUGACAGGACUGGUUUUAGAUCAUCAGCUCCAAGUCUGGGUGAGCAGAGCUGUUCACUACCAAAGUGCUCUUCUGAUUUGCACAGACACAAACUCAAACCCCACCACUUCUGUCCUUCCUGAAGCACACUUUAUAGGGAAUGUAGCUGCGGUUAUCUCAGCAAAAUGCUGAGAAUGUAGCUGCAGUUAUCUCAGCAAAAUGCCUGCCUGGGCUUGUUUCUCUUAACACAGUUUUUGAGGGCAGCAUAGGCUGAAGACAUUUCUCCUACAUUUUUCUAGUCACAACCACUUGUUCCCCAGUGCUUAUCAUCAAAAAGGCAAGAAAAUGAAUGAAACUUUGGGAACUACUAAUCAAAUAUAACUUUGUAAUAGACUCUUAGCAAGAUCCCACUCCAACACUUCUACAUAGCACCAAAAAAUUACAUAUGCCUGACUUUUUCCCCCAUAUAAUCUGCCCAAGAUGAUGUCCUUUAAAGUUCCUAACUGCAUCAAAGUUUUUCUUGCUUCAAAUAGUGGAAAAGCUUUUGUGCAGUACAGGCAAUUUGAGAAACUACAAACUGAGUCCUGCAUUGGUCUAGCAUUUGACAGAAGAGUUCAUGGAGGAAAAUCCCCCAAAGCUUAAAGGCAUGAGGGAUGAGGAGAGUUAGAAAAACAUUACAGCAAAACAGAGCUCAUGUGGAAAACUUCUUGCAUUGCUUGUGCCAAAAUCAGAAGGUAGCAGGUGACAUGUGAAUUGUUUAAUAAAAACAAUAAAACAACUCAUUUCUAUUGCAGUGAACACAAAAUCAUAAGGCAAACAGGCACAGCAGCUGGUUUGCAAAGCAGUUUAGAGACCACAAGAGUCUGUCAAAUUUUUGGUUAAGCCAUUCAAAUGUGCUGCAUGGGAAGCCAGCUCAUCGAUCAGAAGACAUGAGUUUUCUGACUGUGUGAACAAAUGACUGAAACAUAUAAACUUAUUGACCAUAAAGUUUGUAAAUGUUCAACUCCAGGUAGGCCAAGCAGAAUACAUACACUUUUCUCAGCAAAACUGCUUCUGAACAUACUAACAGGUCAACAGGAAAAGGGCUGGACAAAACAAGCAUGGGGACCUUGAGAUAGGAAGCAGGGGCA
Molecule: messenger RNA, 3451 nt
Organism: Haemorhous mexicanus (house finch)
Lineage: Eukaryota; Metazoa; Chordata; Aves; Passeriformes; Fringillidae
Gene: GPR82
Product: G protein-coupled receptor 82
Exons: 2
Coding region: 814-1827 (337 amino acids)
Biological process (GO): G protein-coupled receptor signaling pathway
Cellular component (GO): membrane
Molecular function (GO): G protein-coupled receptor activity
Source: RefSeq, a predicted model, not a curated record